GAGGCCUGACCAGAGCCUGCCAUGGCGAAUCCGACGGUCAUUGUUAUUCUCAUCGCCAUCACCGCCACAGCCGCCGCAGCAGCUGCACCUCCGGCUACCCAAUACACAAACCACACCGUCGGUGGGCCCACCGGCUGGUUCUUCAACGCCACCACCAACUCUUCCUUCGCCAAUUACUCCUCUUGGGCCGCCUCCCAGACCUUCAAUCUCGGCGAUUACCUCAUCUUCAACACAAGCACAAACCAGACGGUGAUUGAAACCUACAACGAAACGGCAUACCGUGGCUGCACGGCGGACGACGACUCGUUCGAGUACGGCGGCGGCAGCAAUGCGUUCGGGGAGGCCCAGACCAUCGCGGUACCGUUGACCCUCGAGGGUCCCGCCUACUACUUCUCCGGAGCCGGCGAUGGCGAGCAGUGCCAGCAGGGCAUGGCCUUCGCGAUCCAAGUCAACAAGGGGCUCGGGUUGCCGCCGAUCCUCAACCAACCUCCGCCUCCGCCGUACAGUGAGCCUCCGAGUGCUUCGACUCAGUCGCCGCCUAUGACCGUCGCCGGAGAUCAGACGCCGGGGAAUGGAGGAAUGAGAAGCGGUGCUAACAUGCGCGAGGGGUUAUUUGGGCUUCUUGCUUUGCUGCUGCUUCUUAGGCUGUGAGGAUAAGAUUUGUAUUUUGCUUCUUGUUGUAUGGUAGUUUUGUUAUUUCGAUUAUUAGGCGAGGGUAUUUGAAGAUAAUUUACAAGAACAUCCUUGAGGUUUAUUGUAGCACUCUCAAAAUAAGGUUUAGGAUUUGGAAAUUACGACAUGAAAGAUUUUGAUUAUGAUUGUGCGCUUUUCCUCAUACAGUACUGGGGAUGAGCAAGGUUCGGUUUGGUAAUCAAUGUAACAUCAUAGUUUAAAUUUGUUUGGUUUAAGUCUC
Messenger RNA from Prunus dulcis (almond), 913 nucleotides. Its product is annotated as cucumber peeling cupredoxin-like. NCBI's taxonomy places the organism in Eukaryota, Viridiplantae, Streptophyta, Magnoliopsida, Rosales, Rosaceae. The transcript is spliced from 2 exons. Gene Ontology annotation, molecular function: electron transfer activity. The record is from RefSeq and is a predicted model, not a curated record. The coding region runs from base 22 to 651 and encodes 209 amino acids. Gene Ontology annotation, cellular component: plasma membrane.